AUGCGAUUUUACCACAGAAAGCUCGGGGAAGGAGGAUUUGGCUCGGUAUAUGAAGGAACACUGAGUAAUGGCACCAAAAUAGCUGUGAAGCAUCUGGAUGGUCUAGGUCAUAUGAUGGAAUCAUUCUUAACAGAAGCAAAGAUAGUCGGUGGCAUUCACCACGUCAAUCUGGUAAAACUCAUUGGAUUUUGUGCUGAAAAUAGCCAAAGGCUUCUGAUCUAUGAACACAUGGUAAAUGGAUCAUUAGAUAGGUGGAUUUAUCAGAAAAAUCAAGAAAAUGGGCUUACAUGGCAUGCAAGGCGAAGGAUAAUAACAGAUAUUGCCAAAGGGUUAGCUUAUCUUCAUGAUGAAUGCAGCCAGAAGAUAAUUCAUUUAGACAUCAAACCACAAAACAUACUUUUAGACCAAGGUUUCAAUGCUAAGAUCUCUGAUUUUUGGCUGUCGAAACUGAUUGAGAAAGACAAAAGCAAAGUUGUAACUAGGAUGAGAGGAACACCAGGGUAUUUGGCCCCUGAAUGGUUGAGGUCGGUAAUCACUGAGAAAGUAGACGUGUAUGCCUUUGGAAUUGUGCUCUUGGAAGUUCUCUGUGGGCGAAAGAAUUUGGAUUUGUCCCAGGCUGAUGAAGAUGUCCAUUUAUUAAGUGUUUUUGAAAUAAAAGUGGAGCAACAGCAGCUUAUGGAUAUUGUUGACAAAAACAAUGAGGAUAUGCAGAUCCACAAAGAAGCAGUGACAGAAAUGAUGAGCAUUGCUGCAUGGUGUCUACAGGGAGAUUUCACAAAGAGGCCUUCCAUGUCAUUGGUGGUUAAGGCAUUGGAAGGUUUUGUGUCUGUUGAAACAAACUUGGAUUACGAUUUCACAAGCCUACCUGAGGUUGCGGCAGACAACCAACAGAGGGAAGACACUAUCAGUUUAAUGUUGCCUUCAAUUAUAUCCGGGCCAAGGUGAACAAUGCUUCAUCACCUGAUCCAUCUUUCUCUUUUACAUACUGUUUCCCAAAUUUUUCUUACCUCAGCUUUGACUUUGUUAGCAUCGACAUUUGGCUAACAUGUAAACUAUGUCAUAAUGUAAAAGGAAAACUAAAGUAGCUUUAUUUUACUUGUAUGUGGUAUUUGUAGCUAAGAGUGUAAUGCAAUGUAUAUGGUACUUGUUCGAAUUUUCUAAUAGUUACUAAUAGAAUUUUAUUUUCUAAUU
This is a messenger RNA of Solanum dulcamara, 1191 nucleotides long. RefSeq names its product G-type lectin S-receptor-like serine/threonine-protein kinase SD2-5. The record is from RefSeq and is a predicted model, not a curated record. Gene Ontology annotation, biological process: protein phosphorylation. Gene Ontology annotation, molecular function: protein kinase activity; ATP binding. NCBI's taxonomy places the organism in Eukaryota, Viridiplantae, Streptophyta, Magnoliopsida, Solanales, Solanaceae. The transcript is spliced from 2 exons. The coding region runs from base 1 to 945 and encodes 314 amino acids.